UCUCUGCCGUCCCAUUCAGGGAUGCCCUCCUCGGACAAGAGCGAAAUGGGCAACGCGCCCGAUCAGUCGGUCAAGACGCCGGUAAAAAUUUUGCGCGAAACGCCAUUAAAGUACCAAUCGAAUGACCACAUAAACAAUCUACAAGAAGAAAAAGAAAAUUUCCUCAAGUUCGGUAAGGUGCCCCGCUUCACAUUUGCCGGAGCCGUGGACUGGCUGGGCAUAAACAAGAAGAAAGCUGAGAUUCGAUUCGAUUUUUUUCAAGAAGCGCGUUACAUUCUAGAACGCGUGCGAGAUGUUUAUGGCAGUGGGGAUGUGUUUCUGGACGCGGCAUUUGGAGAGAGGAUUUCGCUUGGUCAAGCAUCGCAGACAGUCUUACAGUAUUUAAAAUCGCAUGGUUUGGAUGGUUCGCUAAGCGUUUUCUGGACAAGCGAUCUCAACUGCAGUGGAAAGAUGUUAUGGCAGGGACCUAAUGUGCGAUACAACCGGCCGGAAGCACGGAAAUUCACUCUGUGGCUCAAGAAAAGCAAUGAAAAUGUGUACCUUCGAGAACAUGGGAUAAAAGGUUUGAUGGAUCAUGAAAUUGGGACGCAUUUCCUUCGUGCUACGAAUGAUGGUUUGCAGCCGUGGUUUUCCAACAGGAAAAAGUUUGAUUUGCGGACUCCCAGGUCUUACGCUGGCAGGGUAAAUGAAGAAGGACUGGCGGCUAUUAACACUGUUUAUCAAGCGCAAGUCAAGAUGCUGUUUCUACCGGCUCUACUGUACUAUACUGCGUGUAUGUCAAUUGAAAUGUCUUUCAAGGAACUGUUUGAGCAUCUGGCAAUAUACAUUUACGAUCCAGAGCAGCGAUGGAAGCAGGUGGUACGAGCCAAGCGCUGCUUGUCAGACUGUAGCGAUAUAGGGGGCUGUGGAUACGAUCAGUGCUAUUUCGAAGGAGCUGUCAUGAUUCUGCGUCAAGUCAACGAGAUCGAUUUCAAGCUCCUUUACGCGGGAAAAAUCUGUUGCGAUGAACUCAGAAGAAUCAGGCGCAUCGCGCGCCAGGACUGCGUGAAAUUACCUCACUUCCUUAGGGACAUAGUGUCUUACAAGAAAACCCUGAACGAAAUUGCUUUAACGAAUGGACUCAUACAGAAAAUAACUAGACCUUUAUCUUCGUGUCGAAAUGCCGCCAGGCCAAAAGACCGGAAAAGGAAACCAUUCUCUUCGCCGAAAGAUCGAAGUUCAUGUUGUCCUUCAAGAUCACGGAGCGGUCUGUCUUUUUCAACAGCGCGUCCAAGGAUUUUAUCCCGGCGAUCCAGCACCUACAGACGUCUGUGUACGAGUGCUGCGUCCUUCGCUCCGUUGUCGUAGCAACGUAACUUAGUGUCUGUAGGGUUUUUUGGAUGUGCUGUCUUCGAUCCAAGUGCAUUGAAAGUACACGUGUGAGUGUGAUAAGAACUGACGAAAAAAAUAAUAAAGUGAGUGUGAUAAGAACUGACGCAGAAAAUAUAAUAAGUGUGGUGCGAACUGACGAAAUAAUAAGGGAUUUUGGUUUAUACGUCAGUACAGUUUAUUAAGCAGGAUUUUGUCUGAGAAUAAAAUUUUAUUGCUGAUGGUUU
Messenger RNA from Orbicella faveolata, 1595 nucleotides. RefSeq names its product microtubule-associated tyrosine carboxypeptidase 1-like. The record is from RefSeq and is a predicted model, not a curated record. Lineage: Eukaryota; Metazoa; Cnidaria; Anthozoa; Scleractinia; Merulinidae.